Mollisia scopiformis is the source of this 1980-nucleotide messenger RNA. Its product is annotated as alpha/beta-hydrolase. NCBI's taxonomy places the organism in Eukaryota, Fungi, Ascomycota, Leotiomycetes, Helotiales, Mollisiaceae. Gene Ontology annotation, molecular function: serine-type carboxypeptidase activity. Gene Ontology annotation, biological process: proteolysis. The record is from RefSeq and is a predicted model, not a curated record. The transcript has 3 exons. The coding region runs from base 382 to 1905 and encodes 507 amino acids.
CUCACUUCGACCACUACCAAUUGUCCCAGACGUCCCUUGUUCACCCCAUUUAUGAUUUCACUUUGCUCUGCUUCUUGGGGAAGAUUAUGCAUUAAGACGAGAAGAUCAAAGAGAGCCCAUUUCGCUGAGCUUCGAAAUCCUCGUUGCCGUCACGCUGGUCCGGGCUCAAUCACCAUACCCGUGGAAUUAUCAGUGUGCGUCCGCGGUCCAGAUCGAUUUUCUAGGCAGCUGUUUUGUGCUUGAGUCCCACACGUAGAGCUAUCUAUUGUGGGCCCUCCACCAGAGGUUACACCGUUAGGGGUGAGCACGGGGAGACUUUUGUCCGCUGCAACAACACUUCGUCGACUGCAUUCAAAAAUCAAGUAAUCAUCAACAAACAGAAUGUUACAAGUACGGUUUCUUUUAUUCUCAGUUACUCUGUUACUCACAAACAUCGCCGAGGCAACGUACAGAACAAUAAAGCAUCCGCACAACUCAAACUAUGAGAUCCGAGUCAAAGAACAUGCAGACGGCGUGCUCUGCAAUGGAGGAGGGAAGCAUUUCACGGGAUGGGCUGAUAUAGGAGAUAGACAUCUAUUCUAUUGGUAUCACCCAGCUCGUCAUGUGCCAGCUAAAGACGCCCCUUUGCUCGUCUGGCUCGACGGUGGACCCGGCGCAUCCUCCACGAUAGGAAUGCUGAUGCUUCACGGUCCAUGUCUUCUCGAUAUGAAAAACCAAACAACAAGAUUCAAUCCAGAUUCAUGGACCGAAUUCUUCAAUGUCAUAUACUUGGAUCAGCCAGCUGGAACUGGGUUUUCGUACGUCGAAGAGUCGGAAAACCCAGAAGCCUAUCCCAGACGCAGUGAGGAAUCAGCAUUGGAUUUCAUUGUAGCUUUAGAGCUAUUUCGCGUGGGUUUUGAGGGUCUUGAGCAUGCUCCGCUGUAUGUUGCGGGUGAGUCUUGGGCCGGUCAGUACGUGCCUACAUAUGGGGCUGCGAUCUUGGAUUACAACACACGAGUCUCAGCAAGAGAACGAAUACCUUUAGUUUCUGUCAUUAUUGGAAAUGGAUGGGUUUCUCCAGCUGCGCAGUUCCCGGCCUUGUACGACAUUAGCUGUUUUGAAUACAACGGGAUUCCUCCAGUAUUGAACGAAACCGAGUGUGCGAAAAUGGCUCCUAUUGCAGCUCGUUGCGAAUAUCUGGCAAACGCAUGUGCUACCUUCCCAGAUGAUAUUGUAUGUAGUGCUGUUGGUGAUUAUUGCGAGCCGACCCUGAAAGCCGCUGUGGGGAGAUUAGAAAAGGGUCAUCCCUGGGACCGUACCUUGGUCUGCAAUGCGCCUACCCCAGAUGCUUGCUACCCAGAGCUCAAAGGCAUCACGGAACUGUUCGCUGUACCCGAGGUCCUUGAUCAGUUGGAAGCCGUACAACAAACUCAAGGGAAAGCAGUUCCAUUCGAAGUGGUAUCAAGCAUCAUUGAGGAGCGAUACUCGAAGUCAGGCGGCGACGCUUUAACUUCAGUUCCAGCGUUGACGAGAUUGAUUGACGAUGCGGACAUUAAUGUUUUGAUUUAUGUUGGUACGCAAGAUUGGAUUGUCAACCCUGUUGGCGUGAGGAGAUGCCUGGAUGAGAUGCGUUUUGAAGAUUAUCUUCACUUUCGAAAUCAAGGUAGAGAGGAGUUGGCGUGGAAGACGAAAGAGGGCAGAUCUGCAGGUACGGUGAAGAAGAUUGAUGGAUUAUGGCAUGUUGAACUUGCGGGUGCUGGACACAUGGCACCGUAUAACCAGCCGCAUUCUUCACUGAAGCUGAUGGAGGCUUGGCUUGUGGAAGUUGAAUCGAGGAAACUUGAAAGUGGGGCAUCAUUGGGAAAUUCUCGCGAGAGCGAAGGGGAUAUGAGGACGCAACGAUAUCUAAGUCGUGUAGAUCUAUAGCUUACAUUCUCAACUCAUUACCUCUGGCAUCAGAAGAAUAAUGCUAUUGGUUCACGCUGUGUCGAAAAGUUUGUC